Molecule: messenger RNA, 1581 nt
Organism: Xenopus tropicalis (tropical clawed frog)
Lineage: Eukaryota; Metazoa; Chordata; Amphibia; Anura; Pipidae
Product: gastrula zinc finger protein XlCGF53.1-like
Exons: 6
Coding region: 61-999 (312 amino acids)
Biological process (GO): regulation of DNA-templated transcription
Cellular component (GO): nucleus
Source: RefSeq, a predicted model, not a curated record
GGAACUCUGGGAACUUCCGCACAGGGGCACUUCCAGACCAGUCCCUCCCAAAAGGAGCCAAUGGGAAUGUGGGAGGAAGCGAGUGACCCAGUGAUGGGGAAGAAGGAUAAAAAUGAGGAGCGGAAGGAGAGAAUCCUGAAUCUCACACUGGAGAUUAUCUAUCUGCUGACUGGAGAGGGCUACGUCAUCCCUAAGAAGAAGAGCCCAACUGUGGGUUUGGGGGCCCUGCAUGCCCCUGGCUCCGUCAUACAGAAGGAAAAUGACAAGAAGAUCCUGGAACUCAUCUCCAACAUCAUCCAGCUGCUGACUGGAGAGGUUGCCAUAAGGUGUGAGGAUGUUUCCAUCUAUUUUUCCUUGGAGGAGUGGGAGUAUAUAAAAGGAAACAAGGCCCUUUACAGGGAAGGGAUAAAGGAGGAGGAGCCCCAGCAACUCCGCCCACUGGACGGUGAAUAUGAAGAUAAGAGAGAGAUUCCAGCUGAUCUGGGAGGAACAUUAUGUUAUAAUAAUGAGCCAAGCAAGAUUGGGGCUGAAGGAGCAGAUUUUUGUGCCGACGGAAAUCUCACAAACCCUGAAAUUUCUCCAGCGGAACAGCCCCCACCGGCCAAUGGGAUUAAAGAGGAGGCGGUUUUAUGGGAAGGGGAAAACCAAUCAGAUUGUGGCAUUAAUCCACUUACAGAACAGAUACAGGGAACAGACACACCUACUCCCAACACAGAGACGUAUAACUGUUCCGAGUGCCAUAAACACUUUAAUAAUAAGACCAGUCUUGUCCGGCAUCACAAAACCCACAUUGGAGUGAAACCUUAUUCUUGUUCUGAAUGCGGGAAAUGUUUCGCUCGUCGCGCGCAUCUUACUGAGCAUCUAACAACUCACACAGGGGAGAAACUGUAUUGUUGCGCUGUAUGUGGGGAAAGGUUUUCCUAUCAUUCACAAAUCCACAGGCACUACAGGAUACAUCUCGCUCCAACCUUAUUGCGCAUCGCAGAAGUCACCGAGUAGAGAGACUUUACUCUUGUACUUUGUGUGGGAAACACUUUGAACAUCGCUCACAACUUACUCUGCACAGGAAAGCCCAUACGGGAGAGGCGCCGUAUUCUUGUUCUGAAUGUGGGAAAGAUUUAUAAGAACGCUCGAGGAAAAUGCUGCAACUGUUGCACAGGCUUUGCCCUGCAUCUCGGAGUUCACACAGGGGAGAAACCAUUCACUCAUACUGAAUGUGAGAAAUGUUUUAUGCAUCAUUCCCAGCAUUCUACAUCUCGCUCUGCACAGUAGUAACUGUACUCAGGUAACUACUCAGGGUUGGAACUAGGGGAAUGCAGAAGAGGCACCUAGGUCACAACGAUGAGGGGGGUGCCAGGCAGGUAACUCUUCUUCCUACCCCUAGUCCAUAUUCUCUUACCCUCGCCACCACUUGGUACCUCCAACGACUGUCACAUGGCGGAGGGUGCUGGGCAAAGGUGGUCGUUCCGGUUGCCCCGACCGUGACUGUACCUACAAUGAUGAGUAACACACAAUUAUGCCAUUAAAUUAUGAUUUCUUUUGGUUAAAGUAUGCUUAAUCUUUAAUAAACAUUUAAUGGUU